Messenger RNA from Ctenopharyngodon idella (grass carp), 1602 nucleotides. RefSeq names its product arylamine N-acetyltransferase, pineal gland isozyme NAT-3-like. Gene Ontology annotation, molecular function: acetyltransferase activity. The record is from RefSeq and is a predicted model, not a curated record. NCBI's taxonomy places the organism in Eukaryota, Metazoa, Chordata, Actinopteri, Cypriniformes, Xenocyprididae. Bases 1 to 849 code for a protein of 282 amino acids. The transcript has a single exon.
AUGGAUGUUCAGAAGUAUUUGGCACGUAUCGGCUGUUCUGGCCCAUGUCCUCCGACAUUGGAGACAUUACGAUACGUUCACCUGAAUCACUUGAUGGCAGUUCCCUUUGAGAAUCUCACUAUUCAUAUCGGAGAGCGGGUCAGGCUUGAAUUGCCACUUCUAUAUGAAAAAAUCGUCCUCAUGCGCCGUGGAGGAUUCUGCUUUGAGAAUAAUGGACUCUUCUCUUGGCUUUUGUCUCAGCUGGGCUUUAACGUGACUAUUCUCUCCGCACAGGUCAAGAAUCGGUUCACCGGCGCUUACGGACCUCCCUUCGACCACUUCAUCAUGAUGGUGAAGCUGGAUGGACACAGAUGGCUCUGUGAUGUUGGGUUUGGAUACGGUUUCCAGCUCCCUCUCUCUCUUGAGACAGACAGUCCUCAAGCCCAGAGCCAUGGAGUGUAUCGCCUCAGAUCUCAGGGAGACUUUAUUUUCAUGGAAAUGAAAUCUGAGACUGAGGUAUUAAAGAGUGCAGAAGAAUGUUGGUUGGAGCAGUACAAAUUCACGCUGGAGCCAUGUGAAAGAGAUGAUUUCAGAGCCAUGUGUGACUACCAUCAGAGUUCUGUUAGCUCGAUUUUCUUCUGCAAGUCUCUCUGUUCACUCUUAUUGCCCACUGGAAGAAUCACAAUCAUGGGCCGCAGACUGAUUAUAACCACUUUGACCUCAGUGGAUGGACACCAAGCUAUGAAAACCACAACAGAUCUUUCAGAUGAAGAAAUUACAGAGUUGUUGAGAGAGAAGUUUGGAAUUGUUCUUCCUUCUCCACUCACUCCAAAAGAUGUUGAGAUUGUACCACCACCAGUUACUUAUUAAGUGAUUGUUUAUUUGUUGGGUCUUUCAUGCUCUUUAAGUUUUAUGAAUAACAUUAUUGUUUAACCUAUAGUAGAUUAAGUGGUUGAGGGUUAUGCCUUUUUUAUUUAGUAAUGUAUCUCAGUGGUAACUCAGUAGUUGUUUGUGCUAGAUCUCUCAAAAUUUGAUACAUGUUAGCCACAUUUGUCUACUACAAAUAGCUUACUUGGACGUACUACACAAUCACAGAUUAUGUGAGUUAAUGUCAAACACAAAGAGUUCCAUUGUUACAACCUAUCCCACUACUGAGAUGAGUUAGCUGGGAUUAGAUGUAGCCUAACAAAGCUGAAAUUCGCUGAAAUAAGAGAAACACAAUUUAAAUUUAUGCAAGAAUGUUAUUGAAGAACAAAGAAUGAUCAUGUUUUGAAUAAAGUGAACAAUUUAAAGUGACAAAAACAUUGAAUUUUAGUACUUUUAUUACUUUAAAUUUAGCACAAAUCAUUUGUCGUGUGUGUUUAUGUGUAUUGUAUUCCUGUAACAUAAGGGUUCAGUCACUAUGUUGCCAUCCACCUAUUUUUAUGUGAAUUUUGGGAUAUUACAUUUAAAAAAAAAAACUGGAUGGAAAUGCCAAGAUGUGCAUAAAUUCUAAAAAAAAAAAAAAAAUGUGCACAAAAAAGGUAUGCUCCCAAUCGAGGUGGAUAUUGUUUUUAUUCAAUAAGACAUGCAUAAUGAUGGAAACACGUUUACCAAAUAAAUCCUUUGAUGCGCAACAAAAAA